UUUAACAGCAACAUUUGGGGUACACGAGCAGGAACACAGGAAUACUACGGAUAUACAACAGGAAUACUACAAAUACACUAUAGGAAUACUACCAGAAUACCACAGGAGUGCCACAGGAAUACUACAGAGUACUGCAGCAAUAACUAAAGUAUCCAGUACACUGAUGUGGUGAAAGAUCUUUUAAUACUAGUGGUACUAUAGUAAAACUAGUCCUUUACUCUGUAUUAGUAAUAGUAGCCUGUGGUAAUCAUAGUAGUAGUGUUAGUACGAAUUCUUUUAGUAGUAUUAGUUGUAAAGUACUGUGAUGGCCAAGUGGGGAGAAGGAGAUCCUCGAUGGAUUGUUGAGCAGAGAGCUGAUGGAACCAACGUCAAUAACUGGCACUGGACCGAGCGUGAUGUCAGCGGCUGGUCGUCGGAGCGUCUCCGUCAGCUGCUGCUGGGGGUCAGGGUGGAGGGGCCGGAGGGCGUGUGUCAGCUGACUGACGUGUCCAAGCUGGAUGGAGAAGCUUCCAUCAACAACCGCAAAGGAAAACUCAUCUUCUUCUACGAGUGGCAGAUCCGAGCCAACUGGCUGGGGACUUCGAGUGGUGGAGUGAAGUACAGGGGGACGGUGGAUGUGGCCAACCUGUCAGAUGAAAACGACCUAGAUGACCUGGAUAUCUCAGCGUCUCUGUGUAAAGACCAGCCCAACACGCCGCUCCUUGACCUCAUGAGGAAGAAAGGAGUUCAGGAGGUUCGGAGAGUUCUGGGCGAGUACAUCCGCCAGGUUAAGUCAGAGUUCAGCCAGGGGAUGAUCCUGCCUACCGCCACUGGGCCGAAGCCCCCACAGCCACAGAAACCAACCCAUGUCCAGAGCAGUAAAGCCCAGAUUAGCCCAGCCCCAAAGUGUUCCUCUAGCCCUGCCCCCUGCGGGACAGGUGUUCGGAUAUCAACCUGCAGCUUCAAUCUGAAAGAAACCUUCCAAACAUCAGCUGAUGAACUCUACAGGACGUUCAUAAACCAGGAGUUUGUCCAGGUGUUUACGCGCUCUGCAGCCACGGUGGACGGACGUCGAGGUGGGAGGUUCCAACUGUUGGGCGGGAACGUCAGCGGAGAGUUCACUCAGCUGGUACCGGACCUGAGGAUUGAGAUGAGGUGGCGGUUCAGGACGUGGCCCAGUGAGCACUACGCCACCAUCAAGCUGGACCUGGAGGAUCAAGGAGAUGAGACAGAGCUGACGAUGGAGUGUCGAGGUGUUCCUGCAGGCGAGGAGGAUUCCACUAGAGAGGGCUGGACCCGCUUCUACUUCCAGGCCAUCAAACAGACAUUUGGAUACUGAGGCAGUGAACCCUGGAGCUCAGCUGAAAGGCUGAGAGACAGUGGAGGUCGAGGAUGAUUAACUGAACAGGCUAUAAAGGAUCCUGUGGUGUUCCUCAAGGUGCUAUUCUCGUGGCUCUGAUUUUUAGAGGUCUCUGCAUCAUUCACGAUCACACUGCUUUAUCCUCAGGCAAAGGUACUAAUAAGCUGUUUCCACUGAUUAGACCGGUUCAGUUUGGUACGGCAAGGUACGCGUUUGCAUUUCCAUUAUCAAAAGUUGGAAAGGGUCCCAAAUUACUGACUUGAACCACCCCACUUUUUUGGCACCCUUCUGUAGCACCUUUCUGUCCCAAACAGGUGGAGCUACAGGGUUUGCACUGACUUCACUUUGAAUGCAUGACUCGACUGUAUAGCUGGGCUGCAAAACAUGGCUGUCUGCUCUAUGUGGAGUGGGGGAAAACGAGAGAAAACAGACCAAUACCUGCUAAAGUUAGGGUUAUCUAGACUCAAGAGAUCAGUUCAGGAAUACGGUUUCCUGAACUGUUAGCAUUGAUAUGUGGUCACAAAUCGGGUUGCCUGAUGUUUAUGUGGACCUGAUUUCAAGUACACAAAGCAGAGCGAGAAGCCACCCAAUGUACCCAUAAUUUCUUACUCAAUCUCAUUUUAUUUUAACACCAGAUAAACCUUUAGUUUGAUUUCAAUGUGACAAAGUGUCACGGUACAGCUCUCAACUUUUAUACUGUGUAGCGUGAACUGUUAUAGAGUCGGAUAUGUUCACAAGGCGUUCACAGAAACAACUUCAGAAUUUAACCACAUAGAAAUCACACUACUUUACAAAGGUUUUUUUUGUCUUUCCCAUAAAACCAGCUGUGUUAAUCAGACAUGUUGGGACUACUUGUACAGCUAUAAAACAUAAUCAAUUGUCAUUAGCCUUAUCACCUUAGAUAUUUUACCCACUCUUAACAAGGCAACAAAAAUACAUUUUUAUUCAUUUAUGCUGUGUUACAGUAGAGCCUUUUUCAAAAUGUAAAUCAUUGGCUUGAAACAGAAUUACCUUUUUAUUCAUCUUAACAAUCUGAAAGAGCACAUUGAACUUAACCAUUAAGAAAACGAUACCAGACCUCAAAGCUAAGUUGCAGUGUGCACAAAUGUCAGGAUGCCAGAAAAUGAAGCAAAAAAAGUAGACUCUGAUGGAAAUUAUUGAACUACUGUGAAAAGGUUCAAAAAUUGGUAAAAAGUGGUACAAAAGCAAAAAAGUGACAAAAAAGGGGCAACAAGUGGCAAAAGUUCAAUAAAAGCACCAAAGAGAAGUGGUAAAACAGUGGCAAAAAUGGGGAAAA
Messenger RNA from Cheilinus undulatus (humphead wrasse), 2636 nucleotides. Its product is annotated as activator of 90 kDa heat shock protein ATPase homolog 1-like. Gene Ontology annotation, cellular component: cytosol. Gene Ontology annotation, biological process: positive regulation of ATP-dependent activity; protein folding. Gene Ontology annotation, molecular function: protein-folding chaperone binding; ATPase activator activity. The record is from RefSeq and is a predicted model, not a curated record. The transcript is spliced from 9 exons. The coding region runs from base 305 to 1318 and encodes 337 amino acids. Lineage: Eukaryota; Metazoa; Chordata; Actinopteri; Labriformes; Labridae.